Messenger RNA from Bemisia tabaci, 4538 nucleotides. Its product is annotated as Trehalose transporter 1-1. Gene Ontology annotation, biological process: carbohydrate transport; transmembrane transport. Gene Ontology annotation, molecular function: sugar transmembrane transporter activity. NCBI's taxonomy places the organism in Eukaryota, Metazoa, Arthropoda, Insecta, Hemiptera, Aleyrodidae. The record is from RefSeq and is a predicted model, not a curated record. Gene Ontology annotation, cellular component: membrane.
UCACAAGUUCCCAUGCGCUCGGAUUCGCGGUUGUAGCUUCAAAUGUACUUUGAAAGUUCGCUCUUUCGCUCGAAAAUAGUAUUUGAAUCCCUCGCGAUACGGCCCCCGAAACUUUACACCGACAGAUAAACUAAGCGGCUUGACCGGUGGUUUGUGAUACGCGAUUUUGUAAAAUACCCGCGCCGAUUUCUACCUCUCUUUCUCAUCUAGUGAAUUCAUUGUGAUAUUACGUGCUUAGUAGAUUAAUUUAGUAACAAAUUUAUGACAAAUUCACGUGGUUCCUAUUAGUUGUAAAAAAUUCGCAUGACAGCCCUCGCCAAAACAAACAGCGGGUCGAUCGAGUCUCUUUCGGAGGAAGAGUUGACGGCGGUGUACGGAGCCGGCGCGAGGAUCCACAGCUCGCACCACCGGCCGCCCCCGAGCGCCCUCUCGUCCACCUGCUCGAGCUCCACCUCGGUGGCCACCAACGGCUCCACCGUCGCCCUGUUGCACAGCUCCCAAAGGAAGAAGAGCAAGAACAAGUACAACGUCCACAAGUACAACCUCUACAACAAGGGCAUCAAGAUGACGUCCGGCGCCCAGAAGGAGCUCAACCUCCUCUUGACCGCCCCGACCGUGCCCGAGAUCAUCAAGUCCGAGUCCGAGAAGGACCCCAAGAAGGACGAGGCCAACGAUGGCCGCCUCCAGAACUCGCACGAGGCCACCUUCGAGACCCUCAACUCCAGCGGGAUCAUCAUCAAAGAGAAACAGGACAGCUCUCAGUCCGCUAGUAUCAUUCCACAAGUUUUAGCAUCAUUAAGUGUCUCUUUAGGAUCUUUAGCUGUCGGAUUCUCUUCAGCUUAUACCUCACCAGCGUUGCCUUCUAUGACUGAUGCCACUAGUAUUCUUUAUGGAAAAGUCUCCGCUGAAGAGAUGUCAUGGAUAGGAAGUAUCAUGCCCUUGGCAGCUCUCUUCGGUGGAAUGGCAGGAGGACCGCUGAUAGAAUCACUUGGUCGACGGACCACUAUCAUUUCUACUGCUGUGCCUUUCAUAGUUUCUUUCCUUCUGAUCGCUCUGGCUGUGAACGUAGCGAUGGUGAUGACCGGGCGAGCGAUCGCCGGGUUCUGCGUGGGGAUCGCCUCGCUGGCGCUGCCGGUCUACCUGGGCGAGACGGUGCUGCCGGAGGUGCGCGGGAUGCUGGGUCUCCUGCCGACGACCCUGGGGAACAUCGGGAUCCUCCUGUGCUACGUGGCCGGCGCCUACCUCGACUGGUCCAUGCUCGCCUUCGCCGGCGCCCUCAUCCCGGUCCCCUUCCUCAUCUGCAUGUUCUUCAUCCCCGAGACCCCUCGCUGGUACAUCGGCAGAAAUAAACACAAGAAAGCAAGAAAAGCCCUGCAAUGGCUGCGAGGCCAGAACGCCGAUAUCUCGGCUGAGUUCGACGAAAUCGAGAAGACCAACGCUGAGAGUAACAAGAACGAGAAAACCGCCGGCUGCUCGGAGCUUUUCGCCAAAAUGUACAGGAGGCCUCUCCUCAUCUCCAUCGGACUCAUGUUCUUCCAGCAGAUGAGCGGUAUCAACGCCGUCAUCUUCUACACCGUCAAAAUCUUCAAGGAAGCCGGAAGCACGAUCGACGGAAACAUCUGCACCAUCAUCGUGGGGAUCGUCAACUUCGGCUCGACGUUCGUGGCGACGAUGCUGAUCGACCGGCUCGGACGGAAGGUGCUCCUCUACAUCUCCUCCAUCGCCAUGAUCGCCACCCUCGGGGUUCUCGGUCUCUUCUUCUGGGCCAAAGAGAGGAACAUCGACGUCACCGCCUACGGCUGGAUCCCCCUCGCCUCCUUCGUCAUCUACGUCAUCGGGUUCUCCAUCGGGUUCGGACCCAUCCCCUGGCUCAUGAUGGGCGAGAUCCUACCAGCCAAGAUCAGAGGCCCGGCAGCUUCUCUAGCGACGAGCUUUAACUGGUCGUGCACUUUCAUCGUGACGAAGACUUUCGUGGACCUGCUGGCUCUCAUCGGCUCGAGCGGAACCUUCUGGCUCUUCACCGGAAUCUGCGCCGUAGGCCUCGUCUUCGUCGUCCUUUUCGUGCCGGAGACCCAGGGCAAGAGUCUCGAGGACAUCGAGAGGAACCUCACCGGCGGCCCCAAGGUCCCCGUCCGACAGUGCCGAAGAAUGAGCUCCAUAGCCAACCUCAAGCCCCUUCCCAUGGCUGUGUAAGCGAGUCCGGAAAGACAAGAUAUCUCGAAAAUGUACAAAAACUUUUACAAGUUACUCUCCCCUUGACUUUUUUCUACUGUAAAUAACGAAAGGACCUGUAAAUUUGUCAACGUGUAAAUUAACGCGCGCAGGGGUGAUUCUUGAAAUUUCGCAUAGCUGUCUCUCUCUACGUCGAUUUAAAUCUAUUGAAAAGGAUCGAUAAACAAGGUGUCCUUGAUAAUCGAUUCUUUAACAUAGCUGCAAAUGGGGAUGUAUCGAUGAUCGAUCUUGAAUGUAGAGGAAAACAGCGUUGCCAACUUGCGAGAAUCGCCACUGAGCGCGUGCGAUCUCGGAUCGAAUAUUCUCGUCUUCCAAAAUUUAGCCGUUACUGAGAAUUGUAAGCGUUGACGCGGGAGUGACCCGGCGCGCAGUGGAGACGAAACUGAGACAUUCCAUAGCAUGCUUUAAGUGCAGACUGAGGAAAAUUUUCCGAAACUCACCUCAGGAAUACGUAAAGUUAAGCGACUCGGAGGCUAUGAUACUGAGGGAAAAACUCGGUAGGCUCACGGAUUCUCCUGGGAACGCUGAUUCCCUGUAUUUCAUAGCAGUUUUUGAGAGCUGGCAACAUUGCUUUUCCCAUCCCCUGUUUAAAUGUAUGAAAAUCGAUCGAUUUGAAUCGAUAUUUACAAUGGAUUUGAGAGGGAAGAAAGCAAUGUUGUCGAUUUGUGAGAGCCAGGAGAGUUGUGAUUUUAUCGACUUUUUUCUCGAUGAUGGAGUUCCUGAAACUCCUUGUGCUUCCGGCUUGAUAGGAGUUAGAAACUUGCGUGAUGUAGUAUUAGUGUGCUGUUUUUUUUAAAAUUGUUGACUAUACGAUUGAUAUAAAAACUUUAGCUGUGUGAUGAUUUUAAAAGAAAUCAGGGAAUUUGACGUGUAAAAUGGUGCUCAUGUAAAUUGACUUACUGUGGUUACCAAGAUAGUGAUUGGAAAUGAUGAUAUUUACCUCAGUCGAGACUCCAAAUUAUGUUGAGUUCUUUGUAGGAUAGGUUGCGCACAUGACUUCAGUCUUGGGGUGCUGUUUUUGUAGAGUGGUCAUGAAACCGAAAUUAUGUAACGCGCAGAUUUUUCGAGAGGGAGAUUCUUGUGAUCGAGAGAAUCGAAAAAGUUUAAUAAAAGACACCGAAGAAUGAAGUUCAUGGAAAGUGAGGGUUUGGCGAUGGCAAAUUACCCGAGACGUAGAAAGCAAAUAGAAUCUGUGAUCAUGGCACGAGUAGAUGUUUAAUGAUAUUAUUUUUAUGAUAAAGGAUGAAAGCGGAGAAAAUUGAAGCAAACCAUCCGUUUUUCUAGCUUUUGACUGCCCGCCAUUUUUAAUUCGUUUGACCUAUGAAAUUUUCCGAGUUUAAAAAAUUCCAUUUUAUGGGCAUUUAAAAUUCUAAUUGCAAAACCGGUAUACUUCUGAUCCACAAUAAGCCAUAUUUUAAAAAAUAAAAACUCGAAAACCCGCUAGUUUCAGGCGUUGGAAAAAAAAUACGCUCUCACGAAAAUACGUAAGGAAAGAGUUUGAGCUAAACUUGUGACUGCACAGAAGGAGGAUGGUAUGCCCUGUGCCUUGACUAACAGCCCUUUUCCAAGGAAUCACAGCUAUACUUUAUCAAACAAAAGCUUUAAGCUCAAACCGAUUUAGGACACAAUACUUUUGUAGCUUGUACAUUUGUCUUUUCAAUGCUCAAAAUGUUAGACAGUUUAAAAUUUGAACAUCUUGAACUCUUUGCAAGAGGGACGGAGAUAAGAAAAACCCGAAUGUGUUGGAGUGUAUACGUUGAUUUAUACACUCCAACAUCAUUUCACUCGAAUUGUGAGAAUAAUAUCUUGUUUAUGCAUUUAUUUUUGUUAUACAUUCAAGUAUGUUUUAGUUUAAUUUUUAUUCACUUAUUUAUUUAUUUAUUACUUAUUUAUUUAUUUUAUGAUUAGUCAUAGAAGAAAUAAAUGCUAUCAAAUUGACCCUAUGGAGACACAAAAAAAAAAAAAAUACAGCCGAUAGUGCUGAGGGUGCUCUGAAACGCAAUUGAUUCGCACUGUUCUGAGGACUAGCUCACUCAGACGACUGAUUGUAAACUAAAGUUCCAAAAUAAACGUAGAAACUUAGGUAAUCAAAAUAGUCAUCUAGUUUUAUUGUGAAUUUUAAACGUUUUUUUAUUGUUCUUAUAAUUAUUACUAUCGAAUUGAAUGUAAAUUGUAAUAAGCCUCAUCGAGGCUCGUAAGAGAAUAAUAAAAGGAAAUGAAGAUUUUAGAACAAAAACGAGAAAACCCAAGUUUUAGACUUGAAAUUUUGUUAUUGUUUUAAAUACAUAAAUUAUUUUCAAAAUAAA